Kluyveromyces lactis is the source of this 2922-nucleotide messenger RNA. It is a transcript of the gene DBP10, whose product is annotated as ATP-dependent RNA helicase DBP10. The record is from RefSeq and is a predicted model, not a curated record. The transcript has a single exon. Bases 1 to 2922 code for a protein of 973 amino acids. Gene Ontology annotation, cellular component: nucleus. Lineage: Eukaryota; Fungi; Ascomycota; Saccharomycetes; Saccharomycetales; Saccharomycetaceae. Gene Ontology annotation, molecular function: RNA binding; RNA helicase activity; ATP binding.
AUGGUUGAUUCUAGCAAAAGAGCUCUCCCAGCAGAAGAUUACUCCUCCGAAGAUGAGGAUGCUUUCGACAUUGCUGGUGAUAUUGCUUUAAAUGCUGAUAGUGAAGAUAGUGACAUUUCUGAUGAUGAUAAUGACAAUAUUGGUUUCCAAGCUGAAGUUCAAGAUGUUAUCGAGUUUUCUAGUGAUGAGGAAGAGAAAGAGAAGAAACCAAAGAAACAAAACAAGAAAGCCAAAGUCAAGGCAGGUCCCAUUGUGGACAGUAAGUUCCCAAGUCUUGAGCUUUCGGACGACGAAAAGAAGGCUACGAAUGAAUCGGAUGAUGACUUAAACGAUUAUUUCAACACUACCGCUGAUGCUGCGGCUAAACAUAAGAAAGGUUCGUUUGCAAGUUUCGGUCUCUCAAAACUAGUAUUGAUUAAUAUCUCGAAGAAAGGUUUCAGGCAACCUACACCAAUUCAAAGGAAAACCAUUCCCCUUAUUUUACAAAAGCGUGAUAUUGUCGGUAUGGCACGUACCGGUUCAGGUAAGACUGCUGCUUUUGUGCUUCCUAUGAUAGAAAAAUUAAAGACCCAUUCGGCCAAGAUUGGUGUUAGAGCCGUUAUUUUAUCACCAUCAAGAGAAUUGGCCAUUCAAACUCAUAGAGUUUUCAAAGAGUUUUCGAAAGGCUCGGAUUUACGUUCUAUUUUGUUAACAGGUGGUGACUCUUUAGAAGACCAAUUCGGUAUGAUGAUGGGGAAUCCUGACGUCGUCAUUGCUACGCCAGGUAGAUUCUUGCAUUUAAAAGUUGAAAUGAACUUGGAUUUGAAAUCAGUCGAAUAUGUUGUAUUUGAUGAAGCUGAUAGAUUAUUCGAAAUGGGUUUCCAGGAACAACUGAAUGAACUGCUUGUGGCAUUCCCAACUAAUAGACAAACAUUAUUGUUUUCGGCAACAUUGCCAUCAUCAUUGGUUGAUUUUGCUAAGGCAGGCUUGUCAAACCCAGUAUUGGUUAGACUUGAUGCUGAAACGAAGAUAUCAGAAAAUUUGGAGAUGUUAUUUAUAUCUAUAAAAAAGGAUGAACGUGAAGCCAAUCUAUUAUAUCUGUUACAAGAAGCUAUCAAGAUGCCUGUUGCCACGGAGUCCCAAAUAAAGAAGCUCAAACAGCAGAAUGAUGCGGAUUCUGACAGUGAUGACAGCGAAGAUGAAAAGAAAAAGAAGGCAAAGAAGGCUAAAAAAUCCAAAAGGCGCUUACCGAAUGCGAACGAAAUGCCAUCCGAAAAGGCAACAAUCGUUUUCGUUCCAACAAGACAUCAUGUCGAAUACGUCACACAGUUAUUGAAGAACUGUGGAUACCUAGUAUCAUAUAUUUAUGGUGCUUUGAAUCAACAUGCCCGUAAGCAACAGCUCUAUAAUUUUAGAGCUGGUUUAACAUCUAUCUUGGUUGUGACAGAUGUGGCAGCCAGAGGUGUUGACAUUCCUUUGUUAGCGAAUGUGAUUAAUUACUCUUUGCCAGGUUCUUCAAAAAUUUUCAUUCAUCGUGUAGGUAGAACGGCCAGAGCUGGUAAUAGAGGUUGGGCCUUUUCGAUUGUCUCUGAAAAUGAACUACCUUAUCUCUUGGAUCUAGAAUUAUUCUUGGGUAAGAAGAUCCUUUUAACACCCAUGUAUGAAUCGUCGUGCCAGAUACUCAGAAAGAAGGCAGAAUCUGAGGGUAAUAAUAAUUUCACCGAUCCUAAGGUUUCUUACACCACAAGAAUGGUCCUUGGUGCUUGUCCACGUUCUGAGAUUGAUGGUAUGGGUGACCUUUAUAGCAAUAUGAUCAAAUCUGACUUUGAGUUAAAUACUGUGAAAGGUGUUGCCCUGAAAGCCGAAAAACUUUACUUUAGAACCAGGACACCAGCGUCUGCUGAAUCCAUGAAAAGGUCAAAGGAAAUUCUCAGAUCAGGAUGGGACGAACAGAAUAUAUACUUCGGUAAGAACGCCGAAAAAGAGAAAUUGGAUUUCUUAGCUAAGUUGCAACACAGAAAUAACAAGGAAACUGUAUUCGAGUUCGCAAGGAAUCCAGACGAUGAAAUGUCUGUGUUAAUGAAGAGAAGGAGGAGACAAAUAGCUCCAAUUCAAAGGAAGGCAAAAGAAAGACAAGAACUUCUGGAAAAAGAGAGAAUGAUUGGUUUGAGGCAUAGUAUAGAAGAUGAAAUUUUGAAAGGUGAAGACAACGAAGUUGGUUACUCAGUGCCUGAUGAGGUAUUGAAAGAAUUUGAAGAUGCCGAUGUCUUGUUAGAAGAGCAAGAAAAUAUUAAGAAGAAGCAGAAGAAAACUUUCAGAGAUCCAACUUUUUAUCUAUCACAUUUCGCACCAACUAGUGACAUUCAAGAUAAACAAUUACAGAUAUCAUCUGGUUUCACAAAUGAUGCUUCCAAUGCUGCAUUUGAUCUAGCCAACGAUGACAAGGUACAAGUUCACAAGCAAACAGCUACGGUUAAGUGGGACAAGAAGCGUAAGAAAUAUGUGAACACUCAAGGUUUGGACAACAAAAAGUACAUCAUCGGAGAAAGUGGUCAAAAGAUUCCUGCAAGUUUCAGAUCCGGAAAAUUCCAAGAUUGGUCUAAGGCAAGAAAAAUUGCUCCACUCAAAGUUGGUGCAAGAGAAUCCACUAUUCCAUCGAAUCUAUUGGCUGAUCCGACUUCUCCAUCGGAGCGUACGGUUGGCGGUAAAUUCAAACACAAGACUCAAAAAGCUCCUAAAUUGCCUGAUAAACAUAGAGACGAUUACGCUUUCCAAAAGAAAAAAGUGGAAGCUGCUUUGGAAAGAGGUGUUAGAGUUAAGGGUUAUAAUGGUCCUGGGAUGAAACAAGAAAUAAAGUCAGUUGACGAGAUUAGAAAGCUAAGAGAAAUUAAAGAGAAAAAGCGUUCCAAGAAUGCCCGUCCUACGAAGCGGAGAAAACAUUAG